Messenger RNA from Synchiropus splendidus (mandarinfish), 2137 nucleotides. RefSeq names its product engrailed homeobox 2b (gene en2b). The transcript has 2 exons. Gene Ontology annotation, cellular component: nucleus. The record is from RefSeq and is a predicted model, not a curated record. Gene Ontology annotation, molecular function: DNA-binding transcription factor activity, RNA polymerase II-specific; RNA polymerase II cis-regulatory region sequence-specific DNA binding. Gene Ontology annotation, biological process: multicellular organism development; regulation of transcription by RNA polymerase II; neuron differentiation. Lineage: Eukaryota; Metazoa; Chordata; Actinopteri; Syngnathiformes; Callionymidae. The coding region runs from base 244 to 999 and encodes 251 amino acids.
UUGUGUGCACAGAUGCAAAACCGCGGUGCACACGCAAACCUAAAAUAUAAAACUGCAAUUGACAGGGUGUUUUAAGGACCAUGAAAGGCGAAUGAAUUCCCUUUGUUGAAAUAUUAUUUAUUUUAAAAAAAAAAAAAAAAUCAGGGGACCUUUUUGAGCAUCUUCCGUUUGAAGCGGCAAAUUGCUGAACGCAAUCCGCCAACGCUGGACGUAGAUUUAAACGUCUUAUCAGAGGAGUCAAUUAUGGAAGAGAAUCCGCGCAGAGACUCCGGAGAGGAGUCCAAUCGAGCCAUCCUUCCUCUGCUGCAGCCACCCGCACACCAGAACCUCUACCGGAUUACUAACUUUUGCAUAGACAAUAUUUUAAAACCGGACUUCGGUCGGAAGAAAAAGAACCAGCCAGGAUCUGGGCCGGUUCGGAGAGAAGAACUAUCUGAGAAAGCAGAUUCAAAAAGUGUCCGUCCGCAUCAGCAACCGGCUGAUCAGGAGCAUAGGGACGAAUCCGUCACGUCCAACGAUGAGCAGCAGGCGACAGAAGUCGGUCGGGACGGGCUCAGAGAACCUGAUAAAGUCGGGAAGGGUCGACGGGAGGACCCGCAGGCCGGUGCAGCCUCCUCAACCCAACAGAUGUUGUGGCCCGCUUGGGUCUAUUGUACCCGCUACUCUGAUCGACCUUCAUCAGGCCCCAGAUCCCGAAAACCAAAGAAAGCUCCGACCCCGAGCAAAGAGGACAAGCGUCCCCGAACCGCCUUCACCAACGAGCAACUCCAGCGACUGAAGACUGAGUUCCAGAACAGCCGAUACUUGACAGAGCAGCGGCGGCAGAGCCUGGCUCGGGACCUGGAUCUGAACGAGUCCCAGAUCAAAAUCUGGUUCCAGAAUAAACGGGCCAAAAUUAAGAAAGCUGAUGGCAGCAAAAACUCAUUGGCGCUCCAUCUCAUGGCGCAGGGGCUAUACAACCACUCAGCAUCCAAGGAAGUCAAGUCUGACAGCGACUAGUGUCGCCGAGUCAUGCAAUAAUCUCACCUCAACCAGCCAGCAAACAGAUAUACACUCCAGGAACGGGAUGUGUGAAACACGUGUGUGCGUGUGUGUGUGUGUGAUUACCAACUCAGGACAAUAAUGACGGAUUCAUACAGUGUGAAUGUGGGAAUUCAGAUGCACACCAUACAUACGCGCGCGCGCGCACACACACAGACACAAAGAAGAACGCGUAAGUCGACAAAUGCUUUGUUAGUCAGAAUAGGUCACGGAGGGCAUCAGCAACUCGCAUGUCAGAAACAGCGAAGAAGAACAGACAUUUUUUAAAAUUGCAGUUCAAAUGUGAAUAUUGGCAUUUGUCUUAAAUAGGAUUUUACAUGUUACGCUGACACGUCUCAAAAGUCUUUCUUUCAAAACCCUCGAUGUCGUAAUUGAUGAACUCGAAAAGUUGCCUUUGAUGAACCGGAAGAGGGAGCGGCAGCUUGCCAGCGAAGUGCCGCGCGCGAGGCCGACGGUCGCUCGUCUGCGCGUGGGCCUGUAACGGUCUACUGUCGUUUAAGCUAAAAUCCAAAGAUUCUUCCCAGCUGUAGUCUCAACUUUGAAUUACUUGAAUGAUAAUGGCGUUAUUCUGAAUUUACUUGGUAAUUGCUGGUUAUUAAUGUACGCUCAACCUUCGUGUUCUCUCGCUUCACUAUUGAUUUGAAUGUUACCGUUAGAUUUAGUCUCAGGUCUUUUGUGUUGUACACCAUUUAAUUCAGUUAAUUGUGUCUUCAAAAGAGUCGACCGGUCCAUUUGCGUUAUCAUGUCUGUUCUUCCUAUUUCCCGACCCUGUAGACUACCUACAAGCCGACUACACUUUUUCACGACCAUCCACGAAUGUGCAAGACCUAGUUUUCUUUUAGAAAGGACCGUUAUAGUUUUAUUUAUUACACAAUGAAUUCUUAUAGCCAUGCGGAACAGCGUUUACAUAACUUAUUUUUUUACUGCAAUAACGUUAUUUUGAAUGCAAGAAACCAUGAUUAUAUUUUAUACCAAAUGUACUGGUCUUUCUGUGUUGUUACAUUUGUCUGAACGGUGUAUACUUUUUUUUUAAAUUCAUACCCGAACAAGCUUUUGCCUUACAUUAGUAAAACCUUAAAUCACAUAGUGACUUAAA